CAAUUCCAGUGAGACGUUGACAAACUAAUUUUUGUAAAAAUCUGUCCAGCCUUCCUUUGCUGGGCUGGGUGUGAACAACCUAUAUAAAAUGAUCGCGUGCAAGUCAUUACAAUGAGAAGUGCAGAUAGAGAAGACGCAAGGUUACUUGACUAUUCUGUGCGAUCGCGCAGCUAUGUUGUUUUGGGUUGUUACUGCGUUGGCGCUGGGAGCGUACUUCUUUGUCUACAGCACAUAUGUUAGAAGGAAAGCAUUCAGGGGCACAGUCAAACUACAUGGGAAAACCGUCAUAGUCACAGGCAGUAACACUGGCAUUGGAAAGGCUACAGCGCUGGAUUUAGCCAAGCGGGGCGCAAGGGUGAUUCUAGCGUGUCGAAGCAAACAGAGAGCAGAGGCGGCGCUGCAAGAGAUCAGGAGGGAGAGCGGGAACAAUGAGGUCAUUUUCAUGCAGCUGGAUUUGGGCAGUCUGAAGUCUAUCCGCUCUUUCGCGGAGAACUUCCUUAAAUCCGAGCCCAGGUUGGAUUUGCUUAUCAACAACGCAGCUGUGGUUUGCGCUCCAGGUCGUACUGAAGAUGGUCUCGGAAUGAUACUUGGGGUCAAUCACAUCGGGCCGUUCUUGUUGACUAACCUACUCCUAGACCGUCUGAAAGAGUGCGCACCUAGCCGCGUGGUUAAUGUCGCCUCGUACAUGCAUGAGUUUGGCGAAAUCGAUUUCAACUGCAUCAACAGGCACAAGUGCCUCGGCCUGGGAACGUCAACUUUGGAUAUUACCAAGAUUUACUCUCACAGCAAGUUAUGCAAUGUUCUCUUCACCCACGAACUCGCCCAAAGACUUAAAGGGACCAAUGUCACCUGCUACAGCCUCCAUCCAGGUUCAGUAGCAACAGAGCUGGACCGUAACAGCAAGGACUCCUGGUACGUAUUCAUAUUCCGUCCCAUCUUCAGGAACAUGUUUAUGACAGACCCUAUGUCAGGAGCACAGACCACGCUGUACUGUGCCCUGCAGGAGGGUAUAGAACCACUGAGUGGACGUUACUUCUCCAACUGCACACUGACUGAGGUCAAGCAAAAGGCCAAAGAUGACAUUGUGGCAAGGAAACUGUGGGAAGUGAGUGAGAGACUGUGUGGUAUGGCAUGAAAUAGCACAUGACUAACAGACACAGUUUCCUGUUACAUAGUUCACACACAUACUAUGUGAACACUUGACACACAACUGUGCAAAGAUUAUGUUUGUACAGUAUGUAUUGGUUUUAUGAGGUUCACUUAAUUGGCUGGGUUUCUCUUCCUGACUUGUUUCGCUUGAAGUCCUCUCAGUACUGAACCAGUCAUAACAUUAUGAGUACUGUGUCUAAUGUGUUUAGUCGUCACAAAUUUCCCAUCAGAUGACAUGAGCUAAUUUCAGAAAACAGGUUAUUACCGCCUUAAGAGACCACCGUGUUCCUAACUUUAACUUAGACGUUAAGAAGAGAGAAUCAAAGAAUAGGGAAAGAUCUGAAAAUAAAAGCAAAGCAACAAAGGUUAAGAUUUUUUUUAAUGUGACACUGUUCUGUCUUGCUAAUAAAUAAUUCUUCAAAAUGUUCCAUCAUUUUUUUCUGUGCCAAUAAAAAAGUCUCCUCAAAAUAUUCCACAUCAUGAACUAUGUAAAUCAGUAAGGGGCUGGCAUAUCUAAGAACAGAAAUUAUUGAAGAUGGGGGCAAAUUUCAUUAACUACUCUACCAAAUGAAGGAAAAUUUCAUUAACUACACUACAAUAAAUGGCGUGCAAGUGAGAUCAGUCUACACACACAGUAUUUUGAAAACAGAACUGAAGAUGAUAUCAAGACGAGUGUGAAACCUAUCAGUUAAUUACGGAGAAAUAUAUCACCCACAAGGUGACAGCUGCCAACUUGUUUAAAAACAGGAUUGGUGCCUUCCUUUCAGUCUCCUUUUCCUCCUUUUUAUUUUUUAUCAAGCUUGCUUUCUAUAGCAAAUGGGAGUAUUUAGCCCUCGUUGCUUUGGCAUGCUCACUUUGUUGCAGGCUCA
This is a messenger RNA of Chanos chanos (milkfish), 2018 nucleotides long. Its product is annotated as dehydrogenase/reductase SDR family member 13. The coding region runs from base 173 to 1135 and encodes 320 amino acids. Lineage: Eukaryota; Metazoa; Chordata; Actinopteri; Gonorynchiformes; Chanidae. The transcript is spliced from 6 exons. The record is from RefSeq and is a predicted model, not a curated record.